Molecule: messenger RNA, 3302 nt
Organism: Gryllus bimaculatus (two-spotted cricket)
Lineage: Eukaryota; Metazoa; Arthropoda; Insecta; Orthoptera; Gryllidae
Source: the annotation of a GenBank genome assembly
AUGCCUUCUGCGCGACGUUCAGAAGGUCAAUCGCUUGUUCCCCUUCACCUGGCGACCCCUGUACCCUCCCCUGAUGAGAUUGACUUCCGCGAUGAACGUCCACGCCCCUCAACGACCCGAUGUCCUCGGCUGGCAGCCUGCGGAAAAUCGCUAAACGGCCAAACACUCCUGGAAUUCUCCCAUUUCCAAGAUUUGGAAGGAGAUGCUAGCGGUUCUGAACUGAGAGUGAAGGCAGCUACUUUCUGGGUGCGGGUUGACUUUCGUCCAUCAGUCACUCACCCAGAUCGCCUUAAAUUUAGGGAUCGCAACCUAACUUUAUUUUUAUUCAAAGUAAAGCUGCCGCCCCUUGAACAACAAUAUGUUAGUGACAAGCAGGAGUUUGAUGACUACACAGAAAUGGCAGCUUCCCUUCCUGUUGCUUUUUCUGCUUUGGGUUGGCAGAAAUUUGAUCUCACGUCAACUGUGCGAGAAUGGUAUGCUUCUGGGGCUGCUGCUCGAGAACGAUUACGUCUCCUUGUUGAUUGUUCUGGAUGCAGUGACAAAGUUGAAGCUAUCCUUUUUGGUAAAACACCAAUAUCUUCAUCAAGAGCAGGUCAACCAAGAGACCAACAAAUAAAUCAGGUUAAUUCUUUUGAGUCAGAAGGAGGAUUUAAUUUUGACAACCCAAAAGCAAAUAGAGAUUCACAAAGACCCUUUUUAGUUGUACAUACUGAUUCCAUAGCUACAAAACGAGUGCGUCGCAGAGCAUUGGAUUGUGUUGGAGACACUGUUGGUCAAUGUUGCAAACAAAAAUUUUAUGUCAACUUCACACACCUAGGCUGGGAUGACUGGAUUAUUGCACCCCGAGGAUAUUAUGCUAAUUACUGCCAAGGUGAUUGUGGAGGAGUUCACAGAACGCCUGACACUUAUCAAAAUUAUCACACCCAUGUUAUGGAGGAAAUUCGUAAAGUAGACCCAUUGUCUGGCAUGCAACCCUGCUGUGCACCAUUGAAAUUCUCAUCAAUGUCUCUUAUCUAUUUUAGUCCUGAUAGUAAUAUUAUAAAACGAGACUUGCCUAAAAUGGUUGUUGAUGAAUGCGGAUGUCCUUGAAGUGUCAUAUCAUUGGCAACCAAUUUUAUUCCAUUUCUUAUGCAUGGCUAUUUUCAACAUUUCUCAAAGUAAACAAAAUUAUUUACCUUGGAAACAUUAAGAGUAAAUUGUUCAGUUAUGUGAUGACUGUCAAAAAAUUCAGCCAGUGCAAAGAAAUGAUCAACAAAUCAAUGUAUAAAUCCAAGGAGUUAAAUAGACUGACACAAAAGUGCCUCUGAUUGGCUAAAUCCAGUGGCAUAGUCUAGAUAGAAACAAAAAUAAAUUCUUUAUCACAUUCUCUACAUUUCAAAGAAAAAUGAUCCAUUAGAUGUUAUAUUGCUUGUUUCAUUAUAUAAGUUGAGACACGUUUCUCCAAAAGAAAUAUUUAAUACUAUAAAGUUCCUUGGAUGGCACUUGCUUUCUACAUGCUCAAAUGAUGUAUCAUAAACAUGAGAAAGGCUUAAUUUAUCAUUUGUUAUUUUAAUCCUAACUUACAAAUUUUGAGAUGAACCAAUAUAUUUGUGAUAUUUUUGCCAGCUUGUAUAUUUCGUCAAUAGUGUCAAACAAAGUAUUUUGUGGCCACUCAGAUUCUUUGAUCCUAUCUCGAUCCACCUUUUCAUCAUGUAGCUAGGAUGUACUAUGGAAAUUUAGCUUAAUAAAAAUGUUUAUUUUUAAAACUUUUGUGAUAUAACACAUGUGAUCAUGUAGUGUCCAACUCUUUAUUAAAAAUAUUUAAAUGAACAUAUAAAUUUGCAGUGAAUACACACAAAGGCUGGUCGUGAAUACAGUUGCUUGGUUCUAACACUCCAGAUAUACAUACUUAGGGAGAGAAAUGUCACUUAAAUCAUAUUUAUUUCAAUUGAUAAAAAGCUAUAAGUCUGUUUCUGUAUAAACCUGUGUGAUGAUAAUGGUGUAUGUGCUCAGGUUAAGGUUGGUGUUGAUCAGUAUUACACUUGAUGUGUCUGUGUUUAUCUUCACAUUUGCUCUUCAUUGUCAUGUUUAAAAUGUUAUAAUACAUUUGUGUAAAUGUGUCUCAGAAAUAAACAUUCCGAAUUGCAGGGCACCUCCAGAACAUCAAACGUGUACUGAUAUGUCGGUCGCAAACGCAAAAUGUGACACUAUAACAAUUGCUGUCUUAUAUUACUGUCUCAUGAUUAGCACUUGUUAUAUACUUUCAACCACAGGUAUAUCAGAUAUUUUUCUCAUCUGAUAUCAUAUUCUCGUCAAUGGAGAAUCUAUAUAAAGGACAUGUGCAACUACAUAAUAGGUAGAAUAUAUUUAAUAAAAACACCUGCACUUCAUUAUCAGAAGCACCAGUAUUGAGGGUCUUAUUGGUGCAAUGGAUAUUACUACCUUAAUGACUCUUGAGAAUAAAUGGGUGGUAAUGUAAUCUAUUUCCUUAUCUUCUAUUGAAGAAAAUUUGGGAAGUUUUCAUUUGAAUUCAAUUUGAAGAUGUUUGAUGAUUCUGAAAUCAUGGUAGAGUGUAACUCUCUAUCAUCUUCAUUGUUACUUUCAUGUUGUGACUAUUGACAUGUCAUCUAUAUGUUGUCUCAGUCUCAUUAUAUUGUUUGAUGUUCUGAAGCUGUGACAUGAUAUUCCAAAGUUUUAGCAGAUUCACUUAUUAUUGUUUCCAAUUAAAAAUAUGAUAUUUCAAACAUUUUGUAUUUAUAAAAUUAUACUAUCGUUUGAAAAUUAUUUUUCUCAAUAGAUGGUAAGUCAGCAUAUCCAAAAUAUUGCUGAUUAAAAUAUGAUGAACUUGCAGAGUUAACAUAAAUACAUAUGAAAAAUAUUACGUAAUUUAUUUUUGCCAUGAAACAAAAUUAGUAAAUUAACUCUAAUCUUCAUUUUCUCUUUAAUUGUAAAAAACAUGUAGAUAGUGUUGAGGAAUGUAGAGCCUCGAAUUUUAGAUUCUUUUACAUUUACUGACUUGCUCUUAUCACCAAACAUGAAGGAGAAAUUAAUAAUAAAAGCAAAGUAAGCGUACAUCAUGCAUUUAAAUAUUUGUUUUGCAUACAUCUAACAACUAAAUAUGCUGAAUUUCAAUUUUAUUGAAAGAAAAUGUAUUUUCAUGAAUAUGUCAAAAUAUUUGAAUACGAUUUGAACAGUGAAUUUCAAAUUACAGAUGAUAACCAAAUUAGGAAAAGAAUUUUACAUGAUUUAAUUGACACUUUUUAAGAAAUCUGUAUUUAGUAAGAAUGAAUUGCUUAAUUCCUAGUAAAUUCCAAGUUCAUUUU